This is a messenger RNA of Haliotis rufescens (red abalone), 3753 nucleotides long. RefSeq names its product E3 ubiquitin-protein ligase MIB2-like. The transcript has 19 exons. Gene Ontology annotation, molecular function: ubiquitin-protein transferase activity; protein binding; zinc ion binding. Gene Ontology annotation, biological process: protein ubiquitination. Bases 120 to 3059 code for a protein of 979 amino acids. Gene Ontology annotation, cellular component: cytoplasm. The record is from RefSeq and is a predicted model, not a curated record. Lineage: Eukaryota; Metazoa; Mollusca; Gastropoda; Lepetellida; Haliotidae.
AAACGCCAUGUCGAAUCGCUAAAAUUCUAGUUUCGAUUUGACAAGGAAGUAUAUCACAAGACACAAGGUCAAGGUUCCGUAAUUUACCUGUACUUCAAGACUUGAGACAGUGUUUUAAGAUGCCGUAUCCUUGUCCUGGCAUCCGGGUCGUCAGAGGACCCGGAUGGAGUGGCCAGGACCAAGAUGGCGGCGAUGGUCACGUGGGUACCGUCCUGGACGUGGACUCGACCAAGGGUCGUGUGACUGUCCUCUGGGACACCGGGAGGGAGUUUCAGUACGACGCGGGCGACAACGACAAGUUUGACUUGCUGGUGUUUGAUUCAGGACCUACAGCUGUUCAACAAAAGGGUGUCGUGUGUGACGGGUGCCGGGAGGAGAAUAUUGCAGGUGUUCGUUGGAAGUGUUCCAAAUGUACAGACUUUGACCUUUGCACUUUUUGCUACAUGGAAGAGCGGCAUGACGUCACACACGCCUUUCUGCGCAGUCUCACUCGCACUUCCCCUGUAGUGCGAGUUCCGCCAAGAUCAGGCGCGGCGCGAACCCAGUCUAGGGGCAUGUUCAAGGGCGCAACUGUCAUCCGGGGACUUCACUGGCGGUACGGCGACCAGGACGGCGGGGACGGCACGGUGGGCGAGAUCGUCAAGCUGGGCACGUACACAGGUGGGUGUGUCCGUGGGGCGGUCAAUGUCCGCUGGAACAAGUCUCACGACAGUCUCUGCGGGUACAGACUAGGAGCGGGGGGACAGGUUGCUCUCGCCGUGGUGGACGAGGCAAAUGGAUGGAAAUACUACAAAGAACAUUUGCCGAUCCUAGACGUACUGUAUCCUGAGACUGUGCGCUUCCAGAAAGGAGACAAGGUGCGAGUUGACGUUGAUCUGGAGACAUUCAAGAGCGUCCACCGGGAUCACAUCGGCUACAGAGACGACAUGAAGAGGUGUCUCGAUGACGUCGGUACAGUUGUUCGCCCCACCGAGGAAGACAAGGCGUAUGUGCGCGUUCAGUACGAGGAUGCUGAGAUCUGGGCAGUGAUGUCCAACUCUCUCACUAAGCUGCAUUCGUUUGAGGUUGGGGACAUUGUGAAGAUCACGUCCAACUACAACGCGGCCGUGGACCUUCAGGUCGGACACGGUGGCUGGACGGAACACAUGGCGGACAGCCUUGGAAAACAAGCGGAAGUGAUUGCCAUCGAUCGGGAUUGUGACCUGAAGGUCAAGGUCGACGGCAGGACGUGGGUCUUCAGUCCAGUCAGUUGUACCUUCAUGGACAAAAAGGCUGCAGUGGUCAGUCCGCCCAGCUCGGACAGGAGGGUGACCACCACGACAUCCUCUAAGCGGACAAUGUCCACAGGCGGUGGAGACAUUCGGGACCUCCUGGCCAAACUGCGAGUCUCCCUAUCGGAGGGGUCCACCAAACAGCUGAUCGCCGCCGCCCAACGCGGUGAUGUGGACAAAGUCAAGGCAGUUCUUCGAUCUCUUGACAAAACUAAGAUUGAUGACGACACAGAGGGAGUGACUGCUUUGCACACGGCUUGCUUCUUGGGUCAUCUGGAUAUUGUGACGUCACUUCUGAGCGCCGGAAGUGAUAAAAAUCGUGUCAGCAAGGAUGGGAACACUCCUCUUCACUAUGCUGUGUCAGGUGACCAUGCAGAUGUGGUGGAAGCGCUGCUCAAAGCUAAAGCCGAGAUGGACAUAAAAAACACCAAGGCCGUGACCCCGCUCCACCUGGCGGUGGUAAAGGAAGACCCUAGCGCCACCUGUGCCACCGUCCUCGUCAAACACGGGAGUGAUCCCAAUACCCAGGACACAGAGGGAGACACCCCUCUCCAUGACGCCAUCACCAGCCAGGACAAGGACCUCGUAAAGGUCAUCCUUCAGUGCAGGAACAUCAACCUCCAGCUGUGCAACACCCAGGGCCUCAACCCUUUCCACCUGGCCUGUCGGAGUCUGUCUGGGGAUGUAGAAGUCCCCCGCCAGCUGAUACAGAAAGACGGUGGCGUUGUGAACUCCAUCAUACGCCAGGGUCAACUCUCCCCUCUCCAUAUUGCUGUCGUUAACGAGUUUGUCGGACUCGCCGGUCUUCUCAUAAGUGCUGAUGCCAAGGUGAAUGCCUGUGACGAGAAUGGCAAAACCCCCCUGCAUUUGGCCGUACAUCGAGGCAACAUGGAGCUAGUGGCACUUCUCACUGAAUCGAACGCCGACCUAAACAUCCGCGACAGUGACGGCAACACUCCACUACACGCUGCCCACAUGGACGACGACAUUGCGGGGGUGGGUGCAUCACGUGACGAGGACGCGGCGGUUGCUAUCAGGUGCCACCUGGCGGAGAACGGAGGGAAUGUGACCUUGAAGAACAAGGACGGGAAGACGCCAUUAGACCUCGUGAAAAACAAGGAAGUCCGGGUGAUGCUUGAAAAACUUGCAAGACAGCCAAGAUCCAUGCUGUCAAAGACAAGACAACAGCCCGCUCACUGGACGAGCAUGGGUAGCGACGCAGUGAAGUUGGUUCCCGUUACUGCCGCCGACCCCACCACGGCCAAUGAGCACCGGACUGUCACCAAACGCAUGCAGGAUACUCUGUACAAUAAAACCAUUGUGGCCGUCCAGCGAGUGCAGAACAUCAAACUGUGGGAACAUUACGCUGUAGCCAAAGCUCGCAUGGAGGAAAGUUACGGCAAAGGGCAGGCAAACGAGCAGAGUCUUUUCCAUGGAACUACGCCAGAUUCCGCCAAAGACAUACCCAUUCAGAACAUUGACUUCCGUCUGUCGGGGAACCGUGUGGGGGCGCUGUUCGGACUUGGGGCGUAUUUCGCCGUCGAUGCCAAGUACUCCGACAACUACACCAAGGAGGACGUUCGCAAGCACCGCUUCAUGUUCCUGGCCAAGGUUCUGGUCGGCAGGACAAGGAAGGGAGCGAAAGACAUGACACGCCCACCUGUGUUUGACCUGAGUGACAAGACCAAACUGGCUGAUUCAACAUGUGAUGAUGAACUUAGACCUCGGGUCUAUGUGAUAUUUAGUGACAAACAAAUUUAUCCCGAGUACCUCGUCGAAUACGAAUAGAAUGUCCGACUCAAACCUCGCUGUCAAUGGCUACCGUCUCGUUGUCUGAUUACAGUUGAAAACACUAGCCUGAUAUGUCUUAUCAACUAUUCUGAAAUCCUGUAUAUAAUCUCCGAACUCUGAACCAACGUGUAAAGGAUGGAGUGUGGUAAUCAUCUUCAAGGGCCCUUUGGUCCUUUGGGGAUAAAUUUAAAGUUUGGGAACAAUUUAAAAUAUGUCACAGAUUUUAUCAAAAAUGUUCAGAUUACUUCGCAUUGUGUUCUUUAGGUGUUGAUUUUCACGUCUUCAGUAAAGCACAGUUAACAUGAAUGUCUUUGGCGAACACUCUGAUUUCCCUCUUCCCAUGAUAUAAAUUCAGCUGAUAGAUCAAGGAAACCGAACCAUUUUGAUUACACAGUCGGGACCCGGCAGUGCGAGUAACCGACUGUUGGUCCGAUAUUCAAAGCGCGGCGCUAAUGUGAUUUUUCAAAUUUUCUUAAAGGUGUCCUGCGCUUGAACAUGGCGCUUGAAUUACCAUAAGUUGAAGAAAUUUUUUCAAAAGGAUCUAGAGCGUCGGUUCUGUUUUGGUUUCAAACACAACUGCAGGCGCACGUUGUUAAUGCGUAUGCAUAGAAAUGUCAACAAUGACCAUAUUUGGGCAUAUAUCAAUAUUCAUGCGAAACCAGAUUUUGUAACCGGUUUCAGUUUGGUCAGU